AUGUCGCCAAUCUCCCAACAGCACCAAGGGGAACGCAACCAGCCCCGUUUUAAGCCUGCCGUGAUCCUCCACGGCGGCGCAGGGAAUAUCCAACGCUCCCGUCUCCCACCAGAGUUAUAUAGUCAGUACCGUACAUCCCUCCUCACGUACCUCCGUUCCACUGUCGCCAUGCUCAAUGCGGAAGUUGAGGAGACGGCUCCAUCCAAUAUCGACAUGAACGAUACUGUCCAUCACAACAUGCGCAACUCUCCCGCCAGCUCCCUGAACGCUGCAGUGCACGCUGUAUCGCUCAUGGAAGAUGACGAGCUCUUCAAUUGUGGCCGUGGUAGUGUGUUUACGUCUGCAGGUACGAUUGAGAUGGAGGCAUCUGUUAUGGUUGCGUCGCUACUUGAUGAACACAAUGUCUGUGGUUUCGAUGAGGGCGAGGCUAAGGGCUUGGCGUCGGAGCGAAUGCCGGGUUCUAUAAAGCGCGGGGCAGGCGUAAUGCUCGUUCGCAAUGUGAGACAUCCGAUUCAGUUGGCGAGAGAAGUGUUGCUGAGGACAGGGUAUGGGGAUCAUGAUAACGCUGGUGGAGGCAAUAUGCAUUCGCAGCUUAGUGGGGAGUAUGUGGAAGGCUUGGCGAGAGAGUGGGGGUUGGAAUUUUGUUCUGAUGAUUGGUUUUGGACGAAGAAGAGAUGGGACGAGCAUCGGCGGGGUUUGAAAAAAGGGAAAACAAGGGGAAGAAUGACAGAUGGCGGGAAUAUGGGAGUGGGCGUGGAGGCAAGUGGCGAGAGCGAAAUUGACGAUGGGGAUGACCUGUAUUUGAGUCAGGGAACGGUUGGAUGUGUCUGUCUUGAUCGUUGGGGGAACAUUGCUGUCGCAACUAGCACUGGUGGUUUGACGAAUAAAUGUCCUGGUCGGAUUGGAGAUACUCCAACGCUGGGAGCGGGUUUCUGGGCGGAGGCGUGGGAUGUUGAAGCGGUGGAGCCGUUGACAAACAUUAGCGUAUGUCCCGGUGGCAGUAAUGGAUCGCGAAGCAGUAGCCAGCCAAAUAGGCAUUCAAUGAUUUAUCAAGCCCAUGAUGGAUAUACCAAUCUGCUUCCAUCGCAAUUCGGCCCUGCUACGACUACCAUCAGUUCUACAGCUGGGGUAGGAGUGCCAUGGCAGUCCGAUUUCAAUCCAAAUACCAUCCUCACAUUGCUCCGCGACUGCUUCUCUUCGUCUCUCCCACGGCCAUUGGGAUAUACCAAUUUGGAACAACCUAAGUACGAUAUUGAAAAAAUUCCACUACCAAACCCUAAAUAUGGCCCGUACACAGACUCCGACACUCAGCACUGCAGCAUGCCACAGCGCCGACGAAUUGUCGCCCUCUCUGGUACAGGAAAUGGCGACUCCUUUCUCCGCACUGCAGCUACACGCACUGCAGCUGCUAUGGCACGAUUCUCAUCUGCUCAAAAGCCUGUCUCACUGAAACAAGCAGUUACUGCCGUUGCGGGACCGGGUGGGGAGUUGCAACGUUCGGCUGGAAGACGGUGGGGGAAGACGGGUGAAGGCGCGGGGGGAAUCAUUGGAAUCGAAGCGGAGGUGGAGAUUGAUGGGCAGAGACUGGGGGAGGAGAAGUUGCGGAGGGGAAAAGUCGUGUUUGAUUUUAAUUCCGAGGGAAUGUUUCGGGCGUGGACGGAGGAGAAGAAUGGGAAAGACGUGGAGAGGAUGAUGGUUUUCCGGGAUGAUUACAAGUGA
Molecule: messenger RNA, 1719 nt
Organism: Histoplasma capsulatum G186AR
Lineage: Eukaryota; Fungi; Ascomycota; Eurotiomycetes; Onygenales; Ajellomycetaceae
Product: aspartylglucosaminidase
Exons: 1
Coding region: 1-1719 (572 amino acids)
Molecular function (GO): hydrolase activity
Source: RefSeq, a predicted model, not a curated record